Molecule: messenger RNA, 1542 nt
Organism: Talaromyces amestolkiae
Lineage: Eukaryota; Fungi; Ascomycota; Eurotiomycetes; Eurotiales; Trichocomaceae
Exons: 1
Coding region: 1-1542 (513 amino acids)
Biological process (GO): transmembrane transport; carbohydrate transport
Cellular component (GO): membrane
Molecular function (GO): carbohydrate:proton symporter activity
Source: RefSeq, a predicted model, not a curated record
AUGAAGCUCAACUUCAAAGACAAUCGAUGGGCCAUCUUUUGCUGUGCCAUCUCGGCCAUCGGAUCCCUCUGCUAUGGCUAUGACCAGACCUACUACACCGGUAUCCAGGGCAUGAGCACCUUCAAAAAAGCCUACGGCCACUAUGAUGCCUCAUCCGAUGCCUACGCUCUCACCACCUCCUUCACUUCCCUUACUACAUCCAUCAUCUACGUGGGCGAGCUUCUCGGCGCCCUAAUCGCUGCCCCUAUCAACGACCGUUGGGGCCGCAAGGCUGUCUUCUUCGUGGCAUCUCUCUGUAUCAUUGGCGGCGGUAUUGCCCAAGUAGCAGACAAUGGCAUCGAAGGCGUCAUUGUUCUUGGCCGUAUCUUGGUCGGCAUGGGAAUCGGAAACUUCACUGUUACCUGUUUACUCUACAUUGGCGAAAUUGCGCCACGUCAAGUGCGCGGUCCGGCGCUCAUGAUGUUCCAGUUCUUGCAAUCUUGCUCUCAGCUCGUUGCUUCUGGGAUAACGCAGGGUACCGAUAGUAUCAAGACCUCUAGUGCUUCGUACCGAAUCCCUAUGGGUCUGCUUGUCCUCCUGCCUCUCUUGAUGCUGGUUGGUCUGCUUGUCAUUCCUGAGAGUCCAACCUGGUACAUGAACAAAGGCCGCGUUGCCGAUGCCGAAAAGGCCCUUCGACAGAUCAACCGCAGCAACAAGACUUACGACCCCUCGAACGAUAUUGCUGCUUUGGAAGAAGCCGUUCAACAACAGCGAGAACACGAGACGCAUGCUGAUGGUUCGUCCUGGAAGUCAUUGCUCACUGAUCCCGUUGAACGCCGCAAACUGUUUUACUCCUGUGGCUCCAUGUGUGCUCAGCAGAUCAACGGCAUUGUCUUUUUCUACUCCUACGGUGUCAUUUUUGCCCAGUCCCUCGGUCUCGCUCAAGCAUUCACCGUUUCACUCAUCACCAACAUCCUCCAAGUCGUCGCUGUCGGCGUCUCAGUCAUCCUCGGCAACAAGGUACCCCGUCGCAAAAACCUGUUGAUUACCACCAGCAUGAUGUUCUUCGCCUACAUCAUCAUCGGCAGCAUCGCAACCCACAAAAUUACCACAGGCCCCGCCAUCGCCAUCGUGGUUAUUAGUUACAUCGUCAUCGUCGCUUUCAACUUCGGCCUGGGUCCGUUGGCAUAUACCUGGGCCAGCGAGUCUGCCGUAGGACCAAAUAGGAACAAGAUCAUGUCCUGCUCUAUCGUCGUCUUCUUCCUUGCCACAUGGAUAAUUUCCUUCACUGCGCCUUAUCUCUACUACGAUGCCAAUUUGGGCGCUAUGCUAGGUUUUGUCUAUGCUGGUACGACGAUCAUUUCGUUAGUAUACAUCUACUUUUGUGUCGGAGAGACUACCGGCCGCUCGGUUCUUGAGGUUGAGAUGCUUUUCCAGGAGAGGGUUCCAGUUCGCCAGUGGAAGGAUCAUGUAUUUUCCUUUCAGGAACAGGGGCUUGCGCAGCAUGAGAAGGUGAAGAGUGAUGAGAGGGAGGACAAAGAGCAUGUUGAAGAAUCUACCUAG